ACUGGCUACUUUCGGCCGUCUGUAACAACAGCAGCAUCAGACAAGGGAUAACCUAAUGAUGGAAGAAUUUGAAGACAGUGAAGCUCCUCCUGCUGAGGAUCUGGCUCAAUGCAACACUUGUAAAAGAUGGUUCUUCCCUAAAGUCCUGGACAAGCAUGGUAAAAUCUGCCAAAAGACAGCAACCAAAAGGAGGAAGAUUUUUGAUUCCAGUCGACAGAGAGCUGAGGGUACAGACCUCCCCACACUUAAACCCCUCAAACCAAAGUCACAAAGUUCUUCUUCUACUGGGAAAGCAGAACCCCCUAAGAAGCCAUCCAACUGGCGCAAGAAACAUGAGGACUUCAUUGCUACCAUUCGGGCUGCCAAGAACCUCACUCAGGUCAUGAAGGAUGGGGGACCAUUACCUCCACCUCCUCCUCCUACUUAUGACCCAGACUAUGUCCAGUGCCCUUUCUGUCAGAGGAGGUUCAACCAGGGUGCAGCUGACAGACACAUCAAGUUCUGCCAGGAGCAGGCCGCCCGUAUGCCCAACAAGGGCAAGAUAGGGGAAACCAAGAAGCCUCCUCCUCGCACGCAGUGUAAGCCUCCUGCUUCUGUGAAGAAGACCAACUCUCCUGUUGUGUCAACUAUCCCUUCAGCCUCCUCUCGUUUACCCCAGAGAUCAGGCCUUGGGCAGCCCACUGGGAUCCCAGCUAGUAAGGUCUCUUCUGCAGGUUCACUGAGGAGUAAUCGCUCCGGACUCACAAGUCCUCCAUCAGGUUUGGGAAGUAAGCCCCGAGCAGUGAGCUCUGGCUAUGGCCCUGUGAGGAACACUCAAUCUGGAACAGCACUCAACAAGAAGAGAAUAGACACCUAUAUAUCAAGGAAUGAUGUUGAUGGCGAUCCCGAAGUUGGCAACGGGGGGAUGGAGAGCAAGUUCUGUCAUGCUUGUGGAACUAAGUACCCAGUUGAAUCAGCAAAAUUCUGCUGCGAGUGUGGGAUUAGGAGAAUGUGUAUCUGAUCUAAUGGAGGGCAGAAGAAGGAGAAACUAGAAGUAUGGGGAUGCACCAGUACUCAAACUAGCAUCAAGACAAUUUCACCAAAAGCUAAUUGGGCUGUGUCUACAGGCUCGUGGGUCUAAUUUCACGGUAGAGUGGUGUAAAUCGGCAGACAGCCAAAUGGUGUUUCUUUUCAAGUUGCUACUUAGUGUUCAUUGGAUUUGCUGGACAUUCUGCCUUUUUUAUACAACAAAUACAAUAAUAAUCAAAAAUAAAUGUUCCAUUUAUUACUAUAAUCACUGUGACAUCAGUGGUGAUAUGAUGUAGUAUAAAGCUAUGCUAAACAUUGGCAACAACCCUACACUGCUCAUUAUUUUCAAUUCACCUCUUCCUUACUGCUGCAACAGCAUCACAGCUGUUUCCACCAGGUCAUGCACAUGAACUUUUAUUGCUGUGGAAAAAAAAUUAAAUGUAUGUUUGUUUGGUCAUGGGACUCUAAUUAAAGCAGUCUGAGUCUGUAUUGUAAGAAAAAAAUUAUUUUAUUGUUGCUGGGCACUAAUUAAGAGCUGAGCACCUUAUAUAGCAGAGUCAAUAUCAGCAAUUGAAAGCUACUGGUGCAUCCUUAGAGGAGAGUAGAUAAAAGAUGAGUAAGACUCAUUGGAGGUGUGUGUGAUUGCCCCUGUAUCUCUAUCCCCAGUCAACCAUGAUCUAUCUGAAAUGCAUUCCUUAAUCCCAUUUGCCUCUGCUUCCUCUCAAACAGAGUACGUUCCUAUUGAAGUGCAAUAUGAUUGACUACUGAAGAAAACAAUGUGGCUUUCGAAAGGAAGUGUUGUGUAAUUUUGGAAAGAUAUCACCUUGUUUUGACAGGGACCAGUCCAAAAAAAAUUAUGUUAGCUGGUCAGUGUUCCCUUUAAGGUCGCUUUACAGGCAAAGUUUGUCCCCCAGCUAUCUUAAUGUUACCACCAUAGGCCUGACGUUUCUAGAAAAAUGUAGCAUUUCCUCAAGCCAUUUCAUUCCCCUUUAUUUUAUACAAUGUAAUUAUUUAUUUUCUUAUUCCCUUUCAUUUUACUGAAAGAACAAUGACUGCAUCUUUUCUUUUUUUUUAGUUUUGUUAAUGCUCUAUAGAAAUAAAACAUGUUUUCCUUUAGAUUUGAAUGAAAUGCACCUAAAUGCAUCUGGGUGUGCUGCAGUUGACUUUUCCUUGACAGUGUUUUUAUUGAGUCAGUAUUCAGUGCUUUAAAGGGUAUUUAGGGUAAUGGUACAGUAACACUAAAGUUAUUUUAAAUGCUCUGAACAGGACUGACACUAUGACCCCACACAGUUCAUUUACAGGCAGGACACUAAGAGGGAAAGGCCUCUACUUGCAUUGUUAAUGUUCAUUGAUUGCCACACUUUUUAACAUUGAUUAAGUAUGAAAAACUGAGUCUGUUGAGAAAGCAUUGGUUGCAAGUUUCAAUACGCAAAUAAUGUUAAUGUUACAUGACCAGAAAUGUUCACAUAGACUGGACAAGGGUGUCUUUCUGUACUAAUGACUGCAGUUGUUCAUCUGGAUAUGGUUGUGCACCUGAUGGCAUGUAUAUCCACCAUCAAUAAAUUUCUAUGACAGCAGUGUU
Centropristis striata (black sea bass) is the source of this 2590-nucleotide messenger RNA. It is a transcript of the gene zc2hc1a, whose product is annotated as zinc finger, C2HC-type containing 1A. The record is from RefSeq and is a predicted model, not a curated record. The coding region runs from base 56 to 1000 and encodes 314 amino acids. Lineage: Eukaryota; Metazoa; Chordata; Actinopteri; Perciformes; Serranidae. The transcript has 10 exons.